Messenger RNA from Alternaria ethzedia, 1494 nucleotides. RefSeq lists its product as uncharacterized. Bases 1 to 1494 code for a protein of 497 amino acids. Lineage: Eukaryota; Fungi; Ascomycota; Dothideomycetes; Pleosporales; Pleosporaceae. The record is from RefSeq and is a predicted model, not a curated record. The transcript is spliced from 2 exons.
AUGGCCGGCGGUCAUUUGCGACGACAAUAUGGCACCGGGGGACGUGUUGGGAACUCGUCCACAUGGGAAAUCAACUCUGGUCUUACUGAUGGGCGAGGAUCUGGUCUUGUAAGAAACUUGAAGCUUGAACAAUGUCUUGACCCUGCUAACUCGACAAGUCGCUGGGCGCAUGCCGCAGACAUGAGGGAGUACGACCCUUUCACGCCCUACACGCACGAAGAGGUUAUCGAAAUCACGCCAGGACUUGGUGAUGCAUAUGAGAUGGCGAGCAAAGCACUUGAUGAGCAUAUGGGCAUUGAUCAAUGGCGAAAGCAACUGAUGAAUCUAGCCAACGAGGCUUCGGGCUCGGACACUAACAUGAACGACUCGGGCGAUGAUUCAGACUCAGAUCCAGAAAUGAGACAGGCUCUCCGGCAGAGCCGCAAAGAAUUCUAUGGUAAUCGGUCGAAAGGGCGAAUUGCGAACAGCUUCUCACAUCCACCGACUUCAUCACAGUCGCCAUCAAAACCUGCGCGGUUCCCAGCCAAUCGUCGCGUUUCUGUCGUCUCCGGCUCCAGCAGAGCUCCAGAUACGAUCUUGAAUGCAUGGGAAGCACCGUCGAGACCUGCCGCCAGCUCAUCGCAGCCCUCAAGAGACCAUGGACAACUUCAGGCCGUACCAUCCCCACAAGAUCGGUUGAAUAUGCGCAGAGACACGCCAAUAGACCUAACGGACGACAGCAGCGCCCAUAACUCGACUGAGGUAAGAACGGCCGAAUCGAGACAGAGACACUUUCAACAGAUAGGCUUCCUCGACCAUCAGCUCGGUGGCGUGGGACGUGGUCGGAAAGAACCAAUCAGCGAUACCAUUGAGGGUGAGCUUUCCGAAAGCAAGGAAUUCGUACAAGUAUUGGUCGGGCCUGACCAAGAAGUCUACAACCUGCAAAUAUCGUGUCUGUGGGACCGUCCAUACUUCAGAGACUCCAAGCAGGGCCUCCUCCUGAUCGACCACAAUGACGCCGGGAUGUGGGAGCUCAAACACCCUGCUCUUGUCGACAUCAACCCGGAAGAUUUCACAUUCAUCGCAGAAUAUCUAGAAAGUGAUGGAUUUGGUCAUCGGAACCCGCAAGAGGGUGAGGAAACGAACGAAGCCUUUGCACAAUGUGUUGCAGCAUGGAUCACCGCGGAAAAGUUAGGCAUGUGGGACAUGCUGGAACAUGUCGCUGAGAAGCUGAAGGGCAUACAACCAGGGAUGUUGGAAGUCUUGGUAUUCUGUCGACAUGUUUAUGCAGAAGACGCAACCUCCCUUUCCCAGGACGAUGUCAGGGACUACUUGGCCGUAUACAUUGUGGAGCAUUGGUGGACAUAUUGGGGGGACGAUCACCUGAGACCAAACUUCAUGGAGCUGCUGCAACAGUUCCCACAGCUGGAUAGAGACGUUAACGAGCGAAGGGGACCGGUGUUGGAAGAACGCAUUGAUCAGAGUCAAGAUUACAGCGAUGCUGACAUGGACUGA